AUGAUGGAAAGAAUAAGAAAAGAGAUGAUUCUGAUGGAGAGAGGGCUGCACAGCCCCACAGCCGGCAAGAGGUUCUCCAAUUUGUCCGACUCGGCUGGAAAUGCUGUGCUCGAGGCCCUGGAAAAUUCGCAGCACCCGGCUCGCCUCAGCCCGCGCCUGCCGUCUGCCCCCCUGCACGGCGCUCUGGGAGACCUCCCUGCUAAGAGCAAAUUCGAAAUAGACACUUUGUUCAAUCUUCAGCACCCGGGCAGCGAAAGCACCAUCUCAGCCGAAAUCACCACCGCUGCCGAGAGCCGCAAGAAGCCAGGCCAUUAUUCGGAGGCGGCCGCUGACGCCGACAUGAGUAGCGACGUGGAGGUGGGCAGCUCGGCGCUGCGCUCCCCCGGUAGCCUCAGUGCCGCGCCGCUCAAGGAAAACAAUGGCAAAGGGUACGCGGAUAGCGGAUCGGCCACUGGCACCACGACGUCUGCCUCGGGCUCCGGCCUAGGCAGCCUGCAUGGAGGCGGCGGCGGCGGCGGCGGCGGGGGCGCGACGCUGGGCGGCUCUGGCGCGGAUCAGGUGCGGCGCUACCGCACGGCAUUCACCCGCGAGCAGAUCGCGCGCCUGGAAAAGGAGUUCUACCGGGAGAACUACGUGUCGCGGCCCCGCCGGUGCGAGCUGGCCGCCGCGCUCAACCUGCCGGAGACUACCAUCAAGGUGUGGUUCCAGAACCGGCGCAUGAAGGACAAGCGGCAACGCCUGGCCAUGUCGUGGCCGCAUCCGGCCGACCCCAGCUUCUACACCUACAUGAUGACGCACGCGGCCGCCACCGGAAGCUUUCCCUACCCCUUCCACUCGCACGUGCCGCUGCACUACUACCCGCAUGUGGGAGUUACGGCUGCAGCCGCGGCAGCUGCGGCGUCGGGCGCCGCCGCCGCCUCGUCACCCUUCGCCACUUCCAUUCGCCCGCUGGACACCUUCCGCGCCCUCUCGCACCCUUACUCGCGGCCGGAGCUGCUCUGCAGCUUCCGCCACCCAGGCCUCUACCAGGCGCCGGCUGCCGCCGCAGGGCUCAAUAGCGCGUCCUCGGCCGCAGCGGCCGCAGCAGCCGCGGCGGCCGCAGCCUCCUCGGCAGCGGCUGCCGGGGCGCCCCCCAGCGGCGGCUCCGCGCCCUGUUCGUGCCUCAGUUGCCACAGUAGUCAGUCGGCAGCCGCGGCUGCGGCGGCUGCGGCUGCGGCCCUGGGUUCUCGGGGUGGCGGCGGGGGCGGGGGUGGCGGCGGCGGCGCGGGGGCUGCGGGGGGCUCGGACUUCGGCUGCAGCACCGCGGCACCACGCUCGGAGAGUGGCUUCCUGCCCUAUUCGGCUGCCGUGCUUAGCAAGACCGCCGUGAGUCCGCCGGACCAGAGGGACGAGGCUCCCCUCACCAGAUAA
Messenger RNA from Choloepus didactylus (southern two-toed sloth), 1410 nucleotides. It is a transcript of the gene EVX2, whose product is annotated as even-skipped homeobox 2. Gene Ontology annotation, cellular component: nucleus. Gene Ontology annotation, biological process: regulation of transcription by RNA polymerase II. NCBI's taxonomy places the organism in Eukaryota, Metazoa, Chordata, Mammalia, Pilosa, Megalonychidae. The transcript has 3 exons. The coding region runs from base 1 to 1410 and encodes 469 amino acids. The record is from RefSeq and is a predicted model, not a curated record. Gene Ontology annotation, molecular function: RNA polymerase II cis-regulatory region sequence-specific DNA binding; DNA-binding transcription factor activity, RNA polymerase II-specific.